CCAUCUCUCAUCCCAUAUGUAUUCGUCAGGUUGAAUCACUUUCAUCCAUCUCCACACGCGCCGCUCAUGCGCGUCUCAUUAAAUCCUUCAUUUUCACCCAAUCAACGAGGGAACCCUUCCCGUUGAAAUCGGAACCGGUUAUCACCGUUAAAGCUGCUGUACCACAUGCUGUAAUAUCUGCACGAUCUGCAUAAACACAGUGUAAAUCUCGCUUCAGGACUUGUACCCUGAGAGGUAAAAAUAAAGUCCAGUGUAGUCAGAUUUCUUCAUAGCCCUUAGACAGAUGAGAGAGACAGAGAUACUUUAUGUGCAGAAAAAUACGUAUAAAUCUAUAGAUACAGAUAGAUAUACCUAAAUGUGCGCCUAUACAUACAUUUAAAUAUUCGUAGAGAGAGAGAGAACGAGUGAUCGAGGAUUGGACAGAGAAGAAGAGCGUUUUAGAGAGAGGAACUGUUUGGAUUGUUAUUCCUCGACCGCCUUGAAGUUUCUUCAGAAGAAGAAGAAGAGAGAAGAAAAACUUAGACUUCUCUCUCUUUUGGUCUGUAAUUUUCUCCUAAAAUUUGGAUGUUUUUGAAACAGAGGAUCUGAAUUUGUAAUUUUCGACAUUUGGGGUCUGAACUGGAUUGGAAAUGUUGAUCCGAAAUGCGCAUGGUUGAGAAUUGGAGCUCCGACAAGCUUAAGAAUCUAGGGUUUGGAGGUGGGGGAUAUGGACGUGGAUUCAGCGAUGUCAUCGGAAUCCGAUCACGAUCAGAAUAACGGCGCGUCGUCGGAGCAGCUAAACGGCCAGUCAUCGGCUGGAGGAUCUCCGCCGGAGACUCCUCAGGAUCAGCAGCAUCCGGCAACUUCUCAGCAGCAGCAGGGCAGUACUCCGGUGACGGGGCCGAGGUGUGCUCCGACGUACUCGGUGGUGCACGCUGUUCUAGAGAAGAAGGAGGAUGGUCCAGGGCCGAGGUGUGGACAUACCUUAACGGCUGUACCGGCGGUUGGAGAGGAGGGUAGCCCCAAUUACAUUGGUCCCAGGCUUAUUCUCUUUGGUGGUGCAACUGCGCUUGAAGGGAAUUCUGCUGCUUCAGGGACUCCUUCUGCUGCUGGAAGUGCUGGAAUUCGUUUAGCAGGUGCUACAGCUGAUGUGCACUGCUAUGAUGUUUUGACAAAUAAAUGGUCUAGGAUGACUCCCAUAGGAGAGCCACCCACGCCAAGGGCUGCUCAUGUUGCUACAGCCGUUGGAACCAUGGUUGUUAUUCAGGGUGGAAUUGGUCCAGCUGGUUUGUCAGCUGAGGAUCUUCAUGUUCUGGACCUUACACAACAACGCCCACGAUGGCACAGGGUUGUGGUCCAAGGACCUGGUCCAGGGCCACGUUAUGGCCAUGUCAUGGCUUUGGUAGGGCAAAGAUAUCUCAUGGCUAUUGGUGGAAAUGAUGGAAAACGGCCUCUAGCGGAUGUUUGGGCUUUGGACACAGCUGCCAAGCCAUAUGAAUGGCGCAAAUUGGAACCUGAGGGUGAAGGUCCACCUCCUUGCAUGUACGCAACUGCAAGUGCGCGAUCUGAUGGUCUUCUUCUGCUUUGUGGAGGGAGGGAUGCCAAUAGUGUGCCACUGGCCAGCGCAUAUGGACUUGCCAAGCAUAGAGAUGGGCGCUGGGAAUGGGCCAUUGCUCCUGGUGUGUCACCAUCCUCUAGAUAUCAACAUGCUGCUGUUUUUGUUAAUGCUCGGCUCCAUGUAUCUGGAGGGGCACUUGGUGGUGGACGCAUGGUGGAGGAUUCAUCUAGUAUAGCAGUUCUUGAUACUGCCGCAGGAGUGUGGUGUGACACGAAGUCUGUUGUCACUAGUCCUAGAACUGGCAGAUACAGUGCAGACGCAGCUGGGGGAGAUGCUGCAGUUGAAUUGACCAGACGUUGUAGACAUGCGGCUGCUGCUGUUGGUGACUUGAUAUUUAUUUAUGGUGGUCUGCGUGGUGGGGUAUUGCUAGAUGACUUGCUUGUUGCCGAAGACUUGGCCGCUGCUGAAACAACUAGUGCAGCUUCUUCACAUGCAGCAGCUGCAGCUGCUGGGAGGAUAGCAGGAAGGUAUGGGUUUGGUGAUGAAAGAACAAGGCAAACAGACCCUGAGGUAGUUAAUGAUGGCUCAGUUGUACUGGGAACUCCUGUUGCACCCCCUAUAAAUGGUGAUAUGUAUUCUGAUAUAAGCACUGAAAAUGCGACGCUUCAAGGAUCUCGGAGACUCAUCAAAGGUGUUGAAUAUCUAGUGGAGGCUUCUGCCGCAGAAGCUGAGGCUAUUACUGCCACCUUAGCAGCUGCAAAAGCUCGACAACAAAGUAAUGGAGAAGUUGAACUUCCAGACAGAGAUCGUGGAGCAGAGGCAACGCCAAGUGGAAAACAGGCGCCGUCUUUGAUCAAGCCCGAUUCUGUCUUAUCAAAUAAUUCUGCCCCAGCUGGAGUCCGGCUACAUCACCGUGCU
Messenger RNA from Nicotiana tabacum (common tobacco), 2455 nucleotides. Lineage: Eukaryota; Viridiplantae; Streptophyta; Magnoliopsida; Solanales; Solanaceae. The record is from RefSeq and is a predicted model, not a curated record.